ACUUGAGCCACCCGUCUGCGCUGAGUGUACUACACACCUACUCCGUACCAAGCCUACGCCAGUGUUCAUUUGCGUCCACCUGAUACACCUUUCAGCCACGCCCCUCGCCCUUGCCCCUAGUACUACUCAUCAACACCUGCAAUACCACAUCUCCACCCCGCCCCUUUACGCGCCUUUCCUCCUCGUCCUCGCUCUCUCGAUCUUGCCAUCCGUCAACCGACGCGUCCAUCUCGAUAUCCCUAUCCGCUAGCUCGCCGUAAUUGAGACCGUCUCUCCCCUCGCCCUUUCCGUCGCCCUCAUAUUCACCUUAUCUUAACACGACGCACGGAGACUUUGUCGCGUCACCGCUCACGUGUGCGCGCCGCCGACAACAUGUCCACCUCUCCUCAAGGUCACGCGAGCGGCGCGGCCUCCCUGUCCGCGUACGCUAGCAAGUUUCUAGCUGGAAGCCGAUCGGGUGGCGACGGUUUGGAUUCGCCGCAGCCUUCGCGCUCGACAUCGCCGCCUCACCCCUUCCUCCCAUCCCCCACGCCCUCGGAAACACGCUCUCGACUCACGGAGUCGCGCACACCUUCGCCACCUGGGACGCCACCGUUCCCAGGGCCUGGCCUUGACGGCAUCCCCUCUAUCAGCGACAUGCAAGCCAGCAGCGUUGAUCAAAGUGGGAUCGGUGUUGGUUUGCUGUUCGAUGCACCUGGCGGCAGCCAAGCAGUGCGUCGCGAUAGCCGUCCCGCUCGCCAUGCACACAUCCCCGAUCCCUAUGGUGUAUCGUCCGACAGCGAGGGCGAGUUGGAGCCCGACCUCGACCAGGUCGCCAAAGUGCGACGCUCGCUCCUCAAGCCGAACCCUCCCGCUCCAAAGGAUGGCCGAAGUCGUAAAGGAUGGCUUGCACAUCAGAGCGUCUUCCCGCCGUCUUCCUCCUCGAGUGAAGCAUCAGAGAGUGAUAAGGAGACGGAAGAUGAGAGCAUUGUCAACGGCUCUGGUCUGAUGGGUCGAUCUCGUCGAUUGCCUACACUCGCAGCACCCAACCCCGACUCCACGGCUUAUCAAGAUGCACUUAACGAGCCGCUUCUAGGUCCAGAUGAGAUUGCGCAGUUGACGACGAGGGUGCCGGUGCGUCUACAGGUCUACCGUGGCCGAUUUGCGCACUGGGAACGAGAGGGUUUGCGCAAGUACAAAGAUCCGGCCUUCCUGGCACUCUGGCUUACCACGCUACUGGGCGUCCUGUUCAGCUUGCUGUUCGUGUGGGGCUCCAGCGAUCCACCUCCAGGAGUUCCGCGACGUGGUCCACCGGUGCUCUCCCUUCUGCCCAUGUUGAUGGCGCUUUUGAUCCCUACAUUUAUCCUUCCACCCGUCUUCCUCUUCCUCCUCCACAACACUGUCCGCCCCGUGCUGGUCGCCACUGCCGGGGCCAUCCCCUUCUCGCUCUUCAUCUGUGGAUGGUGGGCGCUGGGAGCGAGCUUCGAGGGCGUGGACGACAUCGAGAGAGGCGAGCGCUGGUGGGCUACUACAGGCAUGCGCCUCUUUGCUGUUGCUCUCUGGAUCGUCGCUGCGCUAUUUGCGCGGCUGGUGUGGGUGCGCCGUCGGCGGCUGGCGCAGACCGUAUCGGUUGUCGAGCUCUCGACGAGCCUUCUCCUACGGCACCAGCCUCUACUCGUCCUCACUCCUCUCCUCUUAGUUGUCUUCGCCGUCACCUCUAUUCCUUUCAUGACCUUGCUUAUCCGGCUAGGCAUGUACGGCUAUUGGCGUCAGCCUCGCGAGGGGACAUGGGCUUUCCACCUUCAGCCAUGGGCUGGGUGGCUCAUUGUCAUCGUAACGCUCGUCUGGUUGUGGACUUGGGGCGUGAUACGAGGUGUUGGCCGCGUCGCUGUCGCGGCGGUCGUCGGCGAAUGGUACUUCCAUCGUGGAGACGGUGUUGAGCCUUUCGAGAUCACUUUGGCUGCUGUCCACCGCGCAACCGGCCCCUCCCUCGGGAGCGUCUGUCUUGGCUCGCUCAUCGUCGCCACAAUGCGCUUUAUUGGCCGCACAGCCGCCGAGAUGAAGCGUAUCACCUCGCCGCGCUCCAGGGUCCUGCCGAACGCCUUGUCAUUCUUGUCGAGCCUCACCCCCAUAUUUUCUAUUAUUGCGAGCGUACUGGACCAGGCCAACAGCUACGCUCUCGUAUACGUGGGCGUGACGGGAGAGCCGUUCUGGCCCAGCGCACGCCGAGCGGUGGGCCUGACGAACCGCAGGAACAGUGGCAAACUGCUUGACUAUACUCUCAUCAAGCUUCUUCUUACUUUGAUUUCUGCCGCAACUGGACUCUUCACCGCGACGAUGGGGUAUCUCUACAUGACUCACAGCCUUGGGCGGCCCGGCUACGCUCCGCUCGCUGCUCUGCUGUGUGGCGGGGUGCCCUUCGUCGCGAUGCGUGCAGCCACAGCUGUGUUGGCUGACGCCGCCGACGCACUCUUCAUCUGCCAUCAGAUCGAUGGCGAGACAGGUGGCGGCCACUGCGACGAGGCAAAGGAUGCCUUCGAGGGUGCGACGUUCCGCGACGACGCGAUCGUGUAAGGUUAUCUCGUGGCGAUACAUAGAAGUCCGUGUAAAGCGAAGUUUGGAAGCGUUGUACGCGCUUGUUGCCAGAUGUCCCAUAUGUACGAUACCUAUUUGAG
This is a messenger RNA of Cutaneotrichosporon oleaginosum, 2654 nucleotides long. RefSeq lists its product as uncharacterized. Gene Ontology annotation, biological process: transmembrane transport. Gene Ontology annotation, molecular function: transmembrane transporter activity. The record is from RefSeq and is a predicted model, not a curated record. Gene Ontology annotation, cellular component: plasma membrane. NCBI's taxonomy places the organism in Eukaryota, Fungi, Basidiomycota, Tremellomycetes, Trichosporonales, Trichosporonaceae.